Molecule: messenger RNA, 1501 nt
Organism: Topomyia yanbarensis
Lineage: Eukaryota; Metazoa; Arthropoda; Insecta; Diptera; Culicidae
Product: phenoloxidase-activating factor 2-like
Exons: 5
Coding region: 104-1396 (430 amino acids)
Biological process (GO): proteolysis
Molecular function (GO): serine-type endopeptidase activity
Source: RefSeq, a predicted model, not a curated record
ACGAUCCAUUUCGCAGGUUGGCCGACGUCUGUUCGGUUCGGUUGGCUGCUCUCGUUCGCGAUCAGUACGCGGUCGGCAUUGAAAAAGAACGGUUGGAAAGCGUAUGCCUGAACGUUUUUUCUUCGAUCUUCGUAUUUUGCUGUCAAUGAGGAGGAUUUCACUGGUGGUGGCUGCAAUUGCCAUUGCGGUGACCAGAGCGCAAUCACCUAUCGACAAAAUUUUUUUCCCUGAAAAUGAAACCUCGAUUCUGGAUUUUGCAAACCGGGCCGGCAUUGACGAAGUGAUCACUCCAGACCCUUUUGGCCCCAACGCACCGACGCUCUCUCCAAUGACGCUAAUAACCGCUCAAGGUGACAGGUGUACCUGUGUGCCUUAUUUCAUGUGCAAACCAGAAGCCGAAUUUGCUGAGCAGAAUAAGUUCAACGAAAUUGAUGUAAAUUACAAUCCUGAAAGUUGUCAGGAUGUUCUGGAUGUAUGUUGUCGAGCUGAAGAUUCGCUGGUUGUGCCAAUGAACAAUACUCCGGGUGUAGUUCCGACCAGUAAGCCAAGAGGAUGUGGUUUAAGGAAUAUUGGAGGCAUCGACUUCACUCUUACUGGAAAUUUCAAUAAUGAAGCUGGUUUUGGAGAGUUCCCAUGGACGGUUGCUAUCGUGAAGACGACGGAUGGCUCAAGUCAUUGUGGCGGAUCUCUGAUCCAUCCAAAUUUAGUUCUAACGGGUGCACAUUGCGUUCAGGGACAACGGAGAGGUGAAUUAAAAAUUCGCGCUGGAGAAUGGGAUACGCAGACAACGAAAGAGCGGCUACCGUUCCAAGAACGGUUGGUGACUCGAAUUAACAGUCAUCCUGACUUCAAUCCACGUUCAUUGGCAUUUGAUAUCGCUAUUUUGGAACUUGAGAGCCCAGUGACCUUAGCUGACCAUAUUAAUGUGGUGUGUUUACCUCCGAACAACUACGACACAAGGCGGUCCGACUGUUUCGCUAGCGGAUGGGGAAAGAACCAGUUUGGAAAGGCUGGGCGAUACAGUGUCAUUAUGAAGAAGGUUCCACUCCCACUUCUAGAGUCAUCCACUUGUGAACGACAGUUGCAAGGUACUCGCCUUACAAGUCGGUUCCGGCUACAUCAGACCUUCAUUUGCGCCGGUGGAGAGAGAGGAGUUGAUACAUGUGAGGGCGAUGGUGGCGCUCCUCUUGUAUGUCCUAUAGGAUCCGCCAACGACAACCGAUAUGCUCAAGUAGGUACAGUGGCCUGGGGUAUCGGGUGUCAUGACAACAUUCCUGCCGUUUACACCAACGUUAUGAGAUUUAGAUCAUGGAUCGAUAAUAUCGUCAGAACUUUAGGAUAUGAUGUUACUGUUUACGAUUCUAAUCUGUCGCAGUUUUCGCAAUUGUUUGGAUGAAUGUUCCUGAAUAGAAUUCAAUUACAGAGUAUGAUGAAAGAAACUAUAUAUAAACAUAUUUAAACGCAUUUGUUAUACCGAAAUAAACUACUAACUAUUACCUUA